Messenger RNA from Varroa destructor (honeybee mite), 5602 nucleotides. RefSeq names its product putative glutamate receptor. The record is from RefSeq and is a predicted model, not a curated record. Gene Ontology annotation, cellular component: membrane. Gene Ontology annotation, molecular function: ligand-gated monoatomic ion channel activity. NCBI's taxonomy places the organism in Eukaryota, Metazoa, Arthropoda, Arachnida, Mesostigmata, Varroidae.
CUUCAGCGAUUUCUUCUCUUUACUAAUAUACAGUUCCAUCGAGAUGAAGAUUGAUGAGAAAUUAUCACUGAACAGUCGCUGUUCGGCAAUCGAACCGGCCGACAAUGAGCUCUGAAAUAACAGUAGUUCCAGUAAAUGUCGCAUGGAUUGAUCAACGUCACAGUCACGACAUAAGCCUGCAAAUGAGAACCUUCUACCAAUCGUAUUCGGUAGUGAUGGCGCGUAACAAUCCAUUUUAUUUCCCGCUAAGUACAUCCAAAGAAUCGUACGGCGGCGUGGACACAGCGCUCGUACAGGCUCUGUCCCAGAGCCUUCAAGCCAAUUUUACUAUAUCGAUGUCUCCAGUGCGCAGCUGGGGUUCUUGUGGAUCACGCGGCAACUGCUCAGGCAUGCUCGGUAUGCUACAAAGAAACGAAUUCGAUAUCGCUUUAUCAGGGAUGUCAUUAUCAUACGAGCGAUACCGGGUUAUAGAUUUCAGCUUUCCGUACUUAGUGGACAGAAUUACAUUUGCUGUUCGACCACCGCAACUUCUCGAUCCUGCAGAUGCCAUCAUACGGCCAUUUUCACCUGAGGUUUGGUUAUAUUUGGCGGCAACAAUCGGGGUGUCCCUUAUAGUCCGCUGUGCAUCGUUACGUCUUCCUGAAAAGUUCCACGGCUUCGUCUCACUGCUGGAAAUCCACGGCCUCCUUCUUGGUAAAGGUUGUAGGUGGGUUCCAAGUUUGGUCUCGCAGCGUCUUCUUUUUUGCCUGUGGCUGAUGUUGUCGUUAGUUCUGUCGGCAAGCUACUCGGGUAAACUAUUCUCUUCAAUGACGCAUCCAGGAUUAGAAAACAUCAUUGACACAAUAGACGAAUUAGCAAAUGCAUUAAAGAAAGGAACUAUCGUGUGUGGGACGAUACGUGGGACUGACUUCGAAAAAGCUCUUCAGCAAGAACAUCCGCUGUCGCCUGUGAAUCAAUUGAUUUUACAUUCGCUUAUAUCGGAUGAUAACGCCGUGGGUAAUGAUGCUGAAGGAUUACAGCGUGUGCAACGUGAAAGGUAUGCCUAUAUUGGUGAAUACAUUGGUGUUCUCGCGGAUCUUUCGAGAUUCGAUUCCGUGUAUUUUGCGCCAGACUCCUUCCAGAUGGGUGCAUAUGGUAUUGCCAUGCGCAAAGGUCUCGGAAUCACAAAGCCUGUCAACCUUCUAGUAAUGCACCUUUGGGAGGCUGGACUCGUGGGAGUUUGGUUAAAAAACUCAACCAACUGGUUUAGUGAUAAUGAGUGGGCAGCCGUACAAACGCCAGAUCCCUUGACCUAUAGUCAGGUGAUAGGGGCAGUGCACAUUAUGUCUGCAGGUGUAUCUGCUUCGUUGAUCGCAAUCAUUUUAGAGAUCGUUGUAUACUACCGUACGGUGAAACAGGACAAAAAAUUCCGGGCUUUUAUGCAUCACGGAACUGGUCGUCACGACACCUAUUGAUAAACGUGGACGCAAUAUGCGUAUAAUAAGUGCAUAUGAAAUCAUGCUGGCAAGUAGAGCACGUGUGCCUACCUUAGAAUUCGAGCCAGAAUAGGACCUACUGUAUUCACCUACAACUAAUAGAACUGGUUAAUUAAAAGGACGCUUUUACCUCAUAUCAGUUCUCGUCAUAAUGAAAAAUUGUUAAAAUAAUGGGAUUAACAAACAGUGAAAGCCACUCGAUGAUUAUCUGACAUUUGUCUAAGUGUUACAUACAAAUCAACAGUUCUCCCCUCGCUUUAUCCGCCUGGCUAAAUAAAGCCAAAAAAGGAAAAAUAAAAUCAUUUUUAAAAUAGAUGAAUUUGGAGUUUUGAAAAAUAAAAUGGGCAUUUCAAAUGAAACAAUCCUGAUAUUAGAAAAUCAUAUUUCAAAUCUGAAGGCCAAGAGGGAGGCACAAGCGAAAGACCACUUAGAAAUUUAUUUUUUAGAACAAUGGCCGGCUACCACCAAACUGCAAGAUUAAGAGAAAUGUGUUUAAAAAUUUCUAUUGUUAAAUCUCGUUGAACAUGUAGAUGAUAUCGUAGCCUCACUGCACGGGUAGAGCGAAAAUCUUCAAUGGACCACACAAAUUUUGCUUCAUUUUCAGAAAAAAAAAAGUGAGGGAAUAGGUCAAACGCAGACUCGGAAACAAUGGGCUUGCAAGUGAAAGGAAUUAGUAAACCUACUUUUUAUAGUAUUCUAUGUUUUCUGUCCCCUAUACUAAAGAAGCAGUACGAUGUCCAAUUUUUAACACAUGUCAGGAUUAUUGGCACCUUGAGGCAAUCCCUCUCAGAUUUCAUGGGUGUAUCCCACCAUUUUUCUUGUCUUAAAUACAAACACACAUACACGGUUUUGAGUUUUGCGCAAAAAACGUAAGCAACGCCGUAAGCUGAUGCGUGAUUGUGGCGAAGAACUCACAGCUACUUUUCUACUAGACACUCACGUUUGGUGACCUGCAAUGAUGUGUUGUAGGUCCAGCUUCGUUUUAAAUGCGUUAAAGUUUUUCUAAAAUAUUAUUAACGAGAUUGUACUUGCUUGAAACUCGGCCUCGUCGGCAUAUUCUCAGUUGAGAGCUCCUUUUGCCUUGAAGCUACCUUCGAAUACAAGCUACUAUUUUUCCUAGGUUUUCGUUCGCUGCGCCAGAUCGCCCUGAACCAAGGUCGUAUUUAGGCUCUGUCGUUUGUUGGUCCGCUCAGACACUAAACUCCGAAAAGCCUUCAGCAGUAUUUGUACCGCUGAUCGAAUUUUUCGAAUGACGUAAUUUACACUUAAAGAAGUAUCUUUGUAAGUAAAAAUGUCUUUUGUAUCGCUUCUUAAAGUUGCUCAUGUUAAAGCGCUUGCAACAGACAAAGCUCACAUUUAAGUGCUUUGAAAUUUUGUCCAUGAAUAGCAAACAGACAAGUAAGCGUGUACUACAAACUUAGCUAUGGGUCCAUAGUCGAUACCUUUUUGAUACAGUCAUAUAGGAAUGCAUUUUUCCUAUUAGAUAACGUGUGUCGUAUAUCAAAUGAUGUAUUUCGCUAUAUGUAUUUCGCCUAAUGCCGUACAGACAGAUGCUUUGAGGUGUUCAGGAACAGUUAUUGAAACAGUGCUCUCCUACGUACAAAGAAAAAAAAAUGUUUUGCAGUAAAUGUACGAUGUCGUCAUUGAAUGAUUUGAUUUAUUCAACGUAUCAUUGCUAUGCUAUUAUAUCUUCUGUAUGGUCUAUUGUACCUCCUGAUCCAAUGAGACCAUUAUACAUCGGUCAGGAAGAUGCAAACGAUAUUGUGUUGCAUACUUUCAAUAUAAUUAAUCUCCUUAUUGUAGCCUAUCUGUAGGUCCCGUUUAAACCACUUGCAAAUUUAGCGUUUACUCGAUGUUAGAAAGCGGUCUGUUUGUUCACACACGUAGUCCGCAGUUUCGAACCCUUCGUACCCAAAAGAUUUCCCAAGACCCCUAUUCGGAGCUAGCAAUAUCCUUCCCUUUCUUACGGAAAAGAAAAAGGUAUAAAAAUGUUCACUACUCGAAACCACUGAUUAUGGGCUUGUAUGUACGGAGGAGAAUGAAUUUCGGACUUCGUAAAUAUACUGACACAACCGAUGCCAUGACCUAUUGAUAAUGAAGUACCAUAGUGAAAACGGACCGAGGGCCUGUUCGUGCAAUGACUAGACAUGAAAAUGGUUCGUACGCAGCCGCGAUAUACGGAUAACGAAUGCAGUUACUUUCUCAUGAACUUCUGCUGAGUGUGAUCAGUGUCACCCUGACUAGUGUUCCACUCUCUCGCUCCUGCGAGACCUUAAGUCAUUAUAAUAUAGGUAAUAAUAUGGAGUUAUGAAACUGCGGUUGGCAAUAAUACUUGGUUUCUAAAAUACGUUCUAACAAAACUCCUGUUCGGAUCAGGCUGGAAAUAUUCGCAGUUAGCGUUUUACGGAUUACUAUUAUUAUUCUUUUCCGCGAUCCUUUUGUCGGAAGGUCGAAGUUUGCUCCACGAAACCGAUCCGGGGCAAGUUUGCAUUUUUAAUAUUUAUUUCGUAAAUGUUCUAUAUGUAACUUCUAUUAUUCUAUUUUUUAUAGGCUAUUUAACGUUCAUUAUAGUCAAUUUUAGUUUCAUCUCAAUGUUUUUUGAGCAUUUGCCUCCAGUAACUCUACCUUGUGAAUACCUGUUGUAGUUCAGGGGCCCUGUAUGCAUACGACGCAGAAAAAUCAAUAUUUUUCCGCAUAACCAGCUCACUCUUUUAAUAAUUAGCCUCAUUUUGAGAGUUCUACUACUGAAGCACUGCAACACAAACCGUAUGAGGUAAGUUGUAACGGGCAAAUGUUUGCUUGCGCCUUGGAACACGAUACGACUGAAGCGAUCAACGAAAAAACACCCGUACUAGACGAUAGGUCCGAAAGAAUCCAUUUCUACUAAUGAUUAAAUGCAAGCUUUUGCUUACUUCUUGUGACUGUCUUCCAUGGAUACCAUCCAAUCAAGUCGACAUAGGCGUGCGCAUCGAAUGAGUUCGGAUAGCUAGCACAAAACUAUAAAUGUCUCUAUUUCAGAACAUGCACACUUUAUCCGCUUAUGCCUAAGUCACUCAUCGCUCUCACGCUUCCCCUUUCACACAUGCCAUUUUUUGGGGUAGGUACCAACCUAAAUGUGCCAAACAUUUGCCGUAAUCAAUUGUUCACGAUGAUCGUCAUGUAUUUAGUUAUUUAUAGCUUACCAUCCUUUUCUUUAGUCUUACUCCGAUACUUCAGUUGUCCUUACUGAAAAUCACACAAUGACUUCACAUACCGUGCUUCUUACUAUGGGUUUUAUACUCGUUUCAUCCAUCUGUAUCCUUCGCAAAUAUUUAUUAAUUUUUCACUAAUUUUGCAGGAACUGUGCUAUUUAGUCUUUUUAUAGGUUAUUGAAAUCGAUACUCUCUAGCCGACUCCGAUCGAGCUCUUUGUGCUACAAAAGCAAUUGCCCAUGCCCUGAUUCGAAGAAGAUGUUCAAUCGUGGCUUUAUGAAAUAUUAAUGAAGAAUUACACCAUUACGAGUUACACACGAAUCAGACCCCGCACUGCGCGUUCGUAUUUUUAGUGAUUUUUUUUAUGUUUGGUCUUCAAGCGAAAAAAUCCUCGCCAGCUGUUCAGCAAAAGAAACCUUAGUGCAUAGGGAAUGCUUGAUCAGCAUGGAACCGACAGUAGUUCGGUGUAAUCUGUCAUUCAAAUGUCCUGCUCACUUCAGCCUUUAUGCGUGGACCUUAGCCUUUGCCUAUCGAAGUCAUGCUCAAAUGUGCGCAGGCUUAUGUCUUCCUAAAUCGUAGCGUGGAGCCCAUUGUAUGUGGAUAAAAAAAAGUCUGAUGAAAACGAAAAUUUCAUUUUUUUUUUCCUGUUUCGAUAAUUCUUGUUUAUGGUUAUUCAGUUCGCUUACUUCUGCUCCCACGUCUUACCCUCCCCAGUAUGCAAAAUUAAGUAGUCUUAUUAUUAGCUAAUGUAAGCCUGCUUAUCCAAUAUCUAAGCUGUACUCUGAGUAGCAACAGUGAGUCAAUUAUCUCGGGACCUGGCUGUUUUUUUUUUCGGCGGGUCUCAAGGCAGUUUCUGAUUGUAUUUUCACUUGGUUUUUUUUCUGGGUUCCAUUACAAUGUGUACAUUCUAUUUACAUUUCGCGCUUGAUGACUCCC